AUGGCGGACAUCCCGCUGUUCUGCUCCAGUUGCCUGGAUCCGCGGGGGAUAGCCUCUCUGCCGCCGAGGAUCACCGCCCGAUCGCCGGGAGUGGCGGCGGCACUACCGCCGCUGGCGCCGAGGAAGCUGCGGCUUGGGCCGGCGCACUGCAUCGAGAGUUCGUCCUUUGCUGCCCCGGCCCCUCUGGAGCUCAUCUCCACCGAUGGUACUACAGCCCUCGUCGAGCUCUCCCCAUGGGGAAGGGCGGAUUUGGAUUUCUGCGCGGACUGCGCCUCCUCUGCUGGUCGCCGUGGUGUGGCUGUUACUGACGCUGUGGCCGGUGGUGGUGGUUUCCGCAGUGUGCUCGGACGGCAGCGUCAUCUUCCACUUCGGGAUCGCCGGAGAGUUGGAGGAGGAGGCCGUCGGCGGCGAGGUGGAGGACGCCGCCUUGGAGGUCGUCCGCGAGGUCAGUGACGGUGGUGGGAACGAUGCUGCGGACGGUGCUUUGGAUGUGCUCGGAUCCGGAAUCGACGCGGUGGCGGGAUUGGGGAGUGGGGAGGAGGCCAAUUUGGGGAUCGCGGUGUGUAGAAUUCCUGCGUUGGUUGGAGCAUUUCAGGCGGAAGGUGGUGCGGAAGCAGGGAGCUCUUCGCCUGCCGGCGAGGGGGGAGUGCUGGCGGGGGGAGACACCGUGGAGCAUGUCGAAAUUGUUGGGGAAGAAGAAAGUUCGUUUUUAAUUGGUAAUGGCGGCGUGGAUACGGACGUCGGACUUGCGCAAGCUACCACAGAAAUAGAAAAGUUACCGUCGGUGGGACGUGACGAAAACGAAAGGUAUGGGACCGAAAGAGAAUUGGACGAGAAUAUCCCAGAGGAGAGGGGCUCCUAUCCCGGGUUGGGAAAUCUCGAACCAGUGGAGAGGGAAGGGGGUACUGAUGUGCCGUUGAAGGAGGUCGAUGAGCCUUCUGCGGACGUGGGAAUUCCCCCCCCUCCGAUGGAGGUAAACCUGGAACAGGUAGUGGAAGGCAGCGGAAGAUCAGAGGUUGACCUCGAGGGAGAUGGUCAAACUGAGGAGAGCAGACUUGUCUCACCGAGGGAAGAGCUGGAAGAGCUUGUGCAAAUCAGGAGAGGAUCAGAGAUUAUUGCUGCAGGAGAUUGUGGAAUUGAUGGUCUUCUUGACUCACAGAGUCGGGACUCGGAACGUCUGGUGUCGGAGGAUGAAGGUGAGGGGAAGGAAAGUAUGUCUGAAGCCGGUGAAGACCAGCAAGAGCUCAAAGAAGAUGAGGUGGGGCUUCAAGACAACGAUGAGGAAGGCAUAAUCGUCUCCCUGGUUGAUCAGGAAGUGCUCCGAGAUGAAAAGGUAUCCGAUUCAGACCAGAGAAGCUUAGAGAACUGUGAUCUUGGAGAUGUUACGGUGAACGCUGGGACUGUUGAGAACACGAGCCUAAUGGAUAUGUCAAAUGAAAAAGAGGAUGCGGCAGAGCGUCCGGAGGAUGAUCAGGGCGAUGAGAUCAUCUCCCAGGAUGAGAAUGAGGCCUCUGAAGAUGAGACGAUAUCUGAUGUGGACAUGGAACGGAUAGAGAAGUUGAAACUUCACGAUGCUGAUAUGAUCCCUACCAGAGUUGAGGAGAUCAACCAGGAAGGAGUAUUAUUACAGGUCUGCUUUAUGUUAAUUGUUGCACUAUGCUAUUCUUUUAGCGCGAUUGGAAUAACAGACUUUAUUUUUACCUUUUAUUAUUCUAUUUUCUUGGAUGUAUACAGCAUCAAAUUAGGCUCUUACAGACCCUUUGAUAAAUCAUUAAACCUGGUCUACAAACUAUAUGCUACUAGCAGACCUAGCAACUUGAAUAAUUCUGACAGGUUGCCAACGGUUUGAAUAUUUUUUCCUUUUAUGUGUUUUCGUCAAAUGACGAAGAUAUCUAAAUACGGAGGAGAAGAUAAAACCCAUCUCACUAAUCAUCCGUUGUGAGGGCCCCGGUAUCCCUAGGCUAUGCCUCUCUACUCAUUCAUAGCUUCAUGUGGAGAAUGAAAAAAAAAAUCAAAAUUAGGCCAUUUUCUAUAGCCAUAGGCUCUCCAUAUGUUCUAAAGACUAUUAAAGCUUGCGUUCAAUUUCCCCAAAGUCAAUCCUCUCGGUGCCAAAUAAAAGUUGGAGUCAAAGUCUGCCAGACUAGCCCAGAAAGAUCUCAUGUUCUAUGGAAACUUAGGAACUGAUGGCAGAUGCAAAAUUACUAAUGGAAUUAUUGAGCAAACAUGGUGUCCGGAGUUUUUCAAUACUGCAAUAAUAUUUUCCUAUAAUUUCCCUACUGUUUAUUUAAUUUUGAUGACCGUGAUCAUGUACUACAUGUUAGGAUGAGAGAGAACGUUAACCUUGGUUUCUUUCCAGGCAGAAAAUACAGAAGUGGUGGGAGGAGACGACAGUUUUAUUGAUGAUGGUAGUGAUGAUGAUUUGGCAGUUCAAGUUGCAGACAGUGGACGUACCUCUGUUCCAAGCGGGUGUGCAUACUCUGUCCUUUUCAAGUUUUUUUGGACAUAACCUGAAUCUUAUCUAUGUGUUACUUAGCCCGAAUCAUAUUUAUGUGGCUUAACUAUUAAAACCCCGGAAUUUUAAACACAGAACUUCAGAUUCCCAUUAAUAUUAGAGUUGGGUAGGUAAAGGUUGACCUUUUUUUCGUUCAGUCCUCCUUCUCUUCAUUCAUCUUGUACGAUUUUUAGCACCUUGGAUCAGCAGUACUUACGAUCUGAAAGUAAGUGCCCUGCUUUUCUUCUGCAACAUACCCAUGCGAAGUUCUAGGCACUUUUUCAGGGUCAAUGGAGGAUUUCGAGCAGGGUUAUUUCUAAGUAGAUUAUUUAUGCCCCACAGGUACUGCCUUCUUUGAAGAGACUGUUAGGAGGCUUCAUUAUAGCGUUUGCCAUUUAUUUAAUAUUUAUGUAUUUUUGUGAAGACUAGCCUUUCUAACGGGGAGAAAUGGCCCAAAAACACAUACACACAACAGAUUAAUUUUAAAAAACUUAAUGCCACUUCUUUGAAGUCUACUGGUGAAACUAGUUACAGAUAUAUCUUUUGAAACUGUCUCUCUGCAUCAGAGCAACUUAAUAAGGCUUGUAAUGUCUGUCAUAUGUGAACCAUCGCUGGUUUGAAAUUUAAAUCCCAUACGCCUAUGAUUCAUGCAUGGCAUAUGAACUCAUCUUUUAGGUUUUCUCUUGUGAACUCGGAUUGUAGAGUGAAGUUGACGGUGUGCUACUGUUUAUGCAAUAAGAAUAAAUAUUUCGUAGAUCGCUGUAAACUUUCGUAUCUCAAUUUUUAUUGCUUCUUCCGAGCUUCAUAUGACAUUAUAUCGUUGUAAGCUCUCAUGUCUGUUUUUUUUAUUUAUUAUUUCUUCGAAACUAGGAAUAUGACAUCAUCAACAAAACCAAGAUAUGUUCUUUCCUCUGGUGCCGCAAUGUUGCCACAUCCCUCCAAGGUACUUUAUCCGAGUUUAAUUCCUCAGAAUAUGCUGUUCACUAUUUCAUUUUUCCUGAGAGACUGCUUCAUCAGUCAUUUUACAUUUUUACUCCCACGCCCUGAAUGCAUGUUUGGGAAACACCAUGCGCAUUUAUCCGUGAAUAUAUUCAUAAAUAAUAUCGAUAAUUCCCAUCAAUGAAUCCAUCAAUAUAUUGUCAUGUAUGUAUUCAUAUACUCUGGUGCUUGCAUUGCGGCAGAUGGAUAAUAUUGGAAUAACAUCAACCGAAAAUAUGAGCAAUUCCUCUUGGGUCUCCUUCGUACUUGGCGCUUUUCAUUGGCAUUACACCGACGAAUGCAUUACCUAUGUGACCGAUAAUGGGCACAUUUUUCUUCAGAGUCCUUUCCUAGUACUAUUUUUCGUGCUCAGAUUAUGAUCCACGAAGAUUAGAAGAAUCAUGUUCUUGUGGGGGUCAGAUUAGGCAUGUUUAGUUCGCCAUUUGUACUAUUUUUUCUGCUUUCUUCUCUUGCGGAUAAGAUUAGUAAUCUGGAGUAACAAUGCCAGGCAUUGACAGGCGGCGAGGACGCCUACUUCUUGGCCUGUGAGGGCUGGCUGGGUGUGGCAGAUGGAGUCGGUCAAUGGUCUUUUGAAGGUAAUCUGUCUCUCCAGCCGCCCUCCAAAUCACGAUCACAUUUGAAAAGAAAGUAACCAGACGAAUUUCUUCUACUCUCAGUUUGUGAAAUCUUUAUUUUUUCCCUAAAAAUGGAAUUUUUUUUAUUAUAGUUAGAAUAAUUAAAGUAAUUAUCUAGACUGAUUCAUUUGGGAAACUGAUUUAAUCAUAAACAGAAUCUUAUAACUAAAAAAAAGUUAUUAUUUGGUCUAGAAUUCCUCUUCAAAAUCAGACGCGAGGGUUGACUUUUCUGCCACGAAGUGGAAGAUUUUUUAUUUUUUUUAAUAAAGAAAUGGUUCAAUUCCUUGCUCUUGGGAUGGAGAUCGAAUCUAGAACCAUGCUUUUUGUUUCUGUUCUGCUGCAAUUAUAUGCCGUGGAAAUCGCAUAUUCAGUUCCUCAUCUGCUGCUGCUUCUCUCUCUCUCUCUCUCUCUCCCCUCUCAGGGAUCAAUGCUGGGCUGUUUGCCAGAGAGCUCAUGAACAACUGUGAAAGGCUCGUAUCAGACUGCCGGGGAGCUCCAGCGGCUCCGCCGACGCAGAUUCUUUCCCAGAGCGCCAUGAAAUCUCGGUCUCUUGGUUCUUCUACAGCAUUGGUGGCUUUCUUCGACGGCCAGGUACCUCUCGAUGCUCAAAUGUCCCAAGAUAAAGAUCGAAUAUUAUUUUCGGCACUUUAUUCGAACUUUAUUUCUGAUAAAAAAAAGGGAUGAACUUGGGAAUAAUCUGAGGAUGAGAUUCUGCCCCCCACGAACAGGCUCUCCACGUGGCAAACAUCGGGGACUCCGGCUUCAUGAUAAUGAGGAACGGUCAGGUUCUGCAGAGGUCCACCCCUAUGGUUUAUGGCUUCAAUUUCCCUCACCAGAUCGAAAGAGGAGACGAUCCCUCCAAAUCCAUACAGGUACACGAUCUUCCAUGCUAUUACUAGAAUAAUCUCGCAUUAGAAAAAUAAAAAAUAAAAUAAAAUCCAAGAACACUCCUCUAGGAUCCAAGAACAACCCGGAUCUCACAUUUUUGUGGAUAAAUGAAUGAACAGAUAAAUAAAUAAAUAAAUAAAUCAGUCAAUAGAUGAAAUUCUGUGAUUAUACAAGCUCAUGCCAUGCGAAUUUUCUGGGUCGAAUGGCCCAACAGUUUCUGCGUCGAAAUCUCUCGUUUUAAGAAAAUAAUACAAUCCUGUCAAUGUUUGAGUUGACUAUGAGCAAUCUACGAUCGAAGAACACCCAAAAAUCUCACAUCUAGGGGGCCAAAACAUACAUAUAUAUGUAUAUAUAAUCUUGUUAAUUUUGAGUUGACUAUGAGCACUCUAGGAUCUAAGAACACGCAAAUAUCUCAUAUCUAGGGGGCAACAAAAAAAGAAAAAAAGAAAAGGUUUAAUCCUGUUUAACUUUAGAGUGGAACGGAAGGUGACCGGAAAAAUCUCAGACUUUAUGGGCGAGGGAAAAAAAGAAGAAUCUUGUGGUCGGAAAAUACUCAUCGCAUAGGCAUGUUUCUUCAAUCAAACUGGCCUGUAAUUUCUCGAAAUCUCAGGUGUAUAAGCUGGAGUUGGAAGAGGGCGACGUGAUCGUAACAGCGACGGACGGCCUCUUCGACAACCUCUACGAGCAGGAAAUCAUGGCGAUCAUCUCCAGGUCCCGGGAGGCUGGCACAAGCCCCACUGUAAGAAAUCCCCCCCCCCCCCCCCCCUUCGCCUGAACCCUAGUUCUGGCCGGCGACCUGAUGAGUGGGCUCUCUGGUUUUUGCCCUAAUUUCCAGGAGAUCGCGGGGUUGUUGGCCGAGAGGGCGCAGGAGGUUGGGCGGUUGCCGGCGACGAGGACCCCCUUCGCCGACGCCGCCCACGCCGCCGGAUACCCGUCCUUCGCCGGCGGGAAGCUCGACGACGUCACCGUCGUGGUCUCCGUCGUCUGUAGCUCGUGA
Spirodela intermedia is the source of this 5989-nucleotide messenger RNA. Lineage: Eukaryota; Viridiplantae; Streptophyta; Magnoliopsida; Alismatales; Araceae. The record is from the annotation of a GenBank genome assembly.